This is a messenger RNA of Naegleria lovaniensis, 1068 nucleotides long. RefSeq lists its product as uncharacterized. Gene Ontology annotation, molecular function: ubiquitin binding. The transcript has 2 exons. The coding region runs from base 1 to 1068 and encodes 355 amino acids. The record is from RefSeq and is a predicted model, not a curated record. NCBI's taxonomy places the organism in Eukaryota, Heterolobosea, Eutetramitea, Acrasida, Naegleriidae.
AUGGAUAAACCAAGAAUCAUAGAGCACAUCAACAAACCUUUAAAUUGGACAGUGAAUGAUUGCAAGUGGAUUCCGAGUAGUGCUCGGUUUAUUGCUGCAGGUGGUGUUCCGAGAGGAACUGGUUGUAUUCAAGUAUACACCCUCACUGAAGAUGGAAAAGAUGUGAACAAACUGUAUGACAUUGAUCAUAAGCAUCCCUUUAAAUGCUGCACUUUUGAGGCAACAGGCCUUGAAGAAAGACAUUUAGCUUGUGGAGAUUUUGAUGGAAAUAUUCUUGUUUAUGAUUUAAACAAACCAAAAAAUAAUCAACCCUUAUUCACAAUUGAAAAAGCCCACUCUCAAAUAAUUAAUUGUGUUGAUGGAUGUGGCCUCAGUUAUGGUCCACCCGAAAUUGCAACAGGUUCCAGAGAUGGUUGUGUCAAAAUUUGGGAUUUGCGGCUAAAACACAAACCAAUAGUGAGCCUCGAACCGCAAGAGUCUGUCAAAGUUGAUUGUUGGGCUGUCUGCUUGGGAAAUUCAUUCAAUGCUAACGAACGAGUGUGUGCAAGUGGUUAUGAAAAUGGAGACUUGAAAAUAUUUGACCUGCGAACGAACAGUGUUUUGUGGGAAACCAACUUGAAAAAUGGUAUUUGUUCAUUGCAAUUCGACCGAAGAGAUAUCGAAAUGAACAAAUUGCUGGCAACUACUCUUGAAGGAAGAUUCAAUGUGUUAGAUAUGAGAACAAGACAUCCAGAAAAAGGAUAUGCUUGUUUAUCUGAGAAAAUUCAAGACAGUAAUACUUCUACUGUGUGGCUUGGAAGACAUUUACCCCAGAACAGGGAUGUGUUUUUGGUUGCUUCAGGAUCUGGAUUACUUUCUCUGUACAAGUAUAAUUAUCCAUCUGAACGAAGAAUUGGAAACCCACCUGAGGGCGUUGUGGGAAACACGAUUCUUGUUCAAAAAUCGACAGUUUCUACUCAACCAAUUUGUUGCUUUGACUGGAAUAGAGACAAAGAAGGUCUUGCAGUUGCAGGAGCCUUGGACCAAGCUCUAAGAAUUAUUGUGUGUACAAAAUUAAAUUUUCUGUAA